This is a messenger RNA of Pongo pygmaeus (Bornean orangutan), 711 nucleotides long. RefSeq lists its product as uncharacterized. The record is from RefSeq and is a predicted model, not a curated record. Bases 1 to 711 code for a protein of 236 amino acids. The transcript has 3 exons. NCBI's taxonomy places the organism in Eukaryota, Metazoa, Chordata, Mammalia, Primates, Hominidae.
AUGGGCCACUCCUCCCAGCGGCAAGUGGAAAUCGAAGAUGUCAUGGGCUCCCACAGGCCACAGCCGGGCUCCUCACCCCCAGCACCCAGCUCUCUACGGCAGGUCCGGGAGGGCUGGGACUUCGGGGAGCCCUCCCCACCAAACCUGCUGUUGGCCCAGGAGAGCCCCAGACGCUCCCGGAGACUGCAGCCUCCUGUGGUUGGGCUGGGAGCCGGACCACACUGUGGAAAAUACCUUUGCAGACGCGGCACCCGAGUGCACACACCGACCACCGCAUGUGCUUUUCUGCCCGGAAUCCCUGGGGUGGACGCAUGUUUUAUGGGUGUUUCCAGGAGCGUGCGUGCACCUCCAGACAGGGAGCUGACGGGCAGGGGUGGCAGCAGCAGCUCUAGCCUUGGGGAGACGAGUCUCUCUCAGCCACGCCAGGGGAAAAGAGAGUUAAGGACACUCACCCCCACCCACGCACACACACAAGGCAGCGUCGGGUGGGAGAGAGAAGGCUGUUUCUCCUUCUGUAGCCUGGGUCUCCGACCGGCCUUCCCCGGUGCUGAGCAAGACACCAGUUGCCGGGUGAAGGGCCACAGCGGGCCAGGCCCCGACCCUGUCGUGACCCACCUGGGCACCUUCCCGGACCAGCUCUGCCUCCCCUGCCCUCCUGUCUCCAGGAAGGAGCCAGAACACUCACCCCUCUCCCACUCUCCCCAGGGGUAA